Molecule: messenger RNA, 2833 nt
Organism: Harpia harpyja (harpy eagle)
Lineage: Eukaryota; Metazoa; Chordata; Aves; Accipitriformes; Accipitridae
Gene: RAB14
Product: RAB14, member RAS oncogene family
Exons: 8
Coding region: 233-880 (215 amino acids)
Biological process (GO): endocytic recycling; phagosome maturation; Golgi to endosome transport
Cellular component (GO): phagocytic vesicle; Golgi apparatus; recycling endosome
Molecular function (GO): GTPase activity; GTP binding
Source: RefSeq, a predicted model, not a curated record
ACCCCGUGCGAGGGGCGCCGCCAUCUUGGAUAAGGGGGGUGAUGGGGGCGCAGUGGAGCCAGCGGAGCCGAGCCUGAGGGAGCCCCGGGGAGAGGCGGAGACCCGGCCCGGCCGUUGCCCAGCCUGAAGCGGAGCUGCUCCAGUGCCCGCAGGGCGGGGGGGGGGGGAAAACCGGGCUGCCGCCGACAGAGCCACGCUGCACAGCCACCCGCUUCCCGAGCCCAGUGCCACAAUGGCAACUGCACCUUACAACUAUUCCUACAUCUUUAAGUACAUCAUUAUUGGGGACAUGGGUGUAGGAAAGUCCUGUUUGCUUCAUCAAUUUACAGAAAAGAAGUUUAUGGCAGACUGUCCCCACACAAUUGGUGUUGAAUUUGGCACAAGAAUAAUUGAAGUUAGCGGCCAAAAAAUUAAACUACAGAUUUGGGAUACAGCAGGACAAGAGAGAUUCAGGGCUGUCACACGAAGCUACUACAGAGGAGCAGCAGGAGCUCUUAUGGUCUACGACAUUACCAGAAGAAGUACAUAUAAUCACUUAAGCAGCUGGCUGACAGACGCAAGGAACCUCACCAAUCCAAAUACUGUGAUAAUCCUCAUAGGAAAUAAAGCAGAUCUGGAAGCACAGAGGGAUGUUACAUAUGAAGAAGCCAAACAAUUUGCUGAAGAAAACGGUUUAUUGUUCCUUGAAGCAAGUGCAAAAACUGGAGAGAACGUUGAGGAUGCGUUCCUGGAGGCUGCCAAGAAAAUCUACCAGAAUAUCCAAGACGGAAGCCUGGAUCUGAAUGCUGCAGAAUCGGGUGUACAGCACAAACCGUCAGCUCCACAGGGGGGGCGACUAACCAGUGAACCCCAGCCCCAGAGAGAAGGCUGUGGCUGCUAGUGACCUCUGUUUCAUGGCUCCAUUUCUGACCUUUCACCUCUGUCUGUUGGAAGCGGUGCUUUUGACUGCUUCCCUGUCUUCUGUACAUCUUACUGGGUUUAAUUAAAACUCUGAGACAAGUUUAACACAGUACUAAACUGCUAAACAACUUUAGAUGUAAUCAGGUUAUCAAAGGCAAGUAGAGUAAUAAAACCUCUCCUGCAUGGUAAAUCUAGAAGUUUUUUUUUUCCUUGAUUGUCCUUGUGAUAGUGUCACCGAUACAUAAUUUAAACUGAGCACUGAUGCUGGACUCAUGAUUUUACACUUUCGCAGGGCUUUGUCUUGUAUGGUUUAAUUUUAUGGUUCUUUGGCCUUUCUUCCCCACCUCUAACUGUUUAGAGCUGUCCAUAGUAAAGGAUAAGUUUUUGCUGUGAAAUGAUUUCCGAUGGUAGCAAGGGGCUCUGUAACAAUGUGCUUUUGUUGAAAGAAUUCCCUGUGGUGUGUGUUGGGGGUCGGGGUGGGCUGGCGCAGGAGCGAGUGUACAACUUGCACAGGGAAACAAUCCUUUCAUUCUUGUGCUCAUAGCUUUACAUCAUUUUUUUGCCACUUUUAUCCUUUACAUUUGUUAACAGAACGUAAAUAUGUAUAAAAUUUGAAGGAACUGAGCUAACAGUUAAAUACAUCCUGUGUAUAUGAUUUUAAUGAAGAAAAUGAUUACUGGCAUUAGAACAGUAUAUAAAAAAAUACCAGUUUGUACAGUAUGACCUAUAUGUGACCACGUUGCCCCCUUAGUACAGAAAUCGAUGUGACUGCAGUUCACUAACAUAGGCUUAACUCCUUGGUGUCAACAGUGGACAUUGUGCUGGGGGAACUCUAAUCCUGAUGCAGAAAUUAACACUAGUGGAAUCUGUCUUUCAUCUUUGCACUGUGGUAUACCUAUGCCAUUUUAUUAAUCCCGUUCUGUGCAAUCAGCAGUGUGCUAACCUGCUUUUCUCUUCGGUAAGCGUUUUGCAUUAUUGGGCUUCAUCACCUGCCUUGCAUCGUAUACAAAGGCUGGUUCUCUUGCACAUCUUACGCUUUUAUACCUUUAACUUUUUGAAUGGUCAGAGGCUGAACUGGACAGUCGGAACAACACGUGUGCUCUCUAGGGAUUUUUAACUACUGUUGUAUUUUUUUAACAGUCCCCUGUGAGGGUUUCUUGUGAGACUUGGCCUUUUUCAUCAAGCCUUCGAGUACGUCCUUCAUGGGGUGAUGCAACCUGUAAUGCUUGUAUGGAGGGGGGGUUUUGAGGGGUGACAGCACACAUGUGGCUGUUACUGAACUACAUGUGGGGUGUGCUGUGGUGUCAGACCGCAGUGUGUGGUGCUACAUGCAGUACUGCUGUAUUUCACGGGAAGCUUCGUGUGGAAAACAUCACAUACGGUUUAAAAAUGGAAGGGGGCGAGUGCUUAACCAUGGUCAAAUGUCAUCUUUAGUCUUACUGCAGUGUUUAAAAUACAAAGUAGUCUUAAAAUCCCUCUCUAGACACUAAAACUAUACAAUGUAAGUAAACAGUGGUACCAGAGUAUUGUACAGUCAAUGUUAAAUAAAAGCCAAAACUGGAAUGUGCAGACAAUAGGAUUUGGGUAACUUGUGCGCUGUCCCUUUGUUUUGUCUGGUUAGUCCUUUUUUUAACUAAUAUUCUUAAGUAGAUGGGUAUGUUCAAGAUCUACAGCUAAUGCAUCCUGCUUAAACCGAGGUUGCACCACAAAGGGUUUGCCCAGGGACCACGACCUGCUGCUGACGUGAAGUAAAUGUUCUAAUGACUACAGCUUGUUGAGGUGCAAUACCUGUACUCCCAGAGUAAGAUACAGUAGGUCUUAUUGUUUCUGUCACAGAAAGGAUUUGUUCAGACUGCUGUACUCCUCAUUUGAUGUAACGAUGCUAUUAAUCUAAAUAUUUGUAAAUAAAGUACCUGUAUCUAGAUAAACUACA